AUGGUUCGCAGCGAACGACUUGGCUUCAACCCCUUCGCGGUGCUCGGAAUAGACCGCAACGCCGACGUCAUAGCAGUGAAGAAGGCUUACCAUGCCGCUACGGACGGCGUUGCGGCGCAUGAGGCCUUCGUCGAAAUGACGUUACAGGCAUCCUAUGAGUAUGUCGCCGAAGCGCUUACGCAGCAACCGCGUUUUAGGUCCGCAGCUUCAGCUUGGACGAGAAGAAGUGGGCAGGACUAUGGGUAUGGGUAUGGCCGCGACGAUGGGGAGAGCUACGCAGGCACGGGAUUUGGAAAGGAGGGAUACGCCCCCUCGAGCUCUUCCUCCAAAUCUGGAUCCGACUUCGACUCGACCGCACCACCCAGCGCAACAGACAGCGACGACAAGUUUAUAAAGCAAAAGGAAGCCGUCGCCGACAUCACCGAUCUUCAUCAGCGCCUCCGCGAGACGCUCAAGCAGUUCGUCUCGCCCCGCCUUUUGGACACGAGGACUUGA
Molecule: messenger RNA, 495 nt
Organism: Anthostomella pinea
Lineage: Eukaryota; Fungi; Ascomycota; Sordariomycetes; Xylariales; Xylariaceae
Source: the annotation of a GenBank genome assembly